Trichoderma harzianum CBS 226.95 is the source of this 1503-nucleotide messenger RNA. RefSeq lists its product as hypothetical. The transcript is spliced from 3 exons. The coding region runs from base 1 to 1011 and encodes 336 amino acids. Lineage: Eukaryota; Fungi; Ascomycota; Sordariomycetes; Hypocreales; Hypocreaceae. The record is from RefSeq and is a predicted model, not a curated record.
AUGUUCGACCUCUUUGCGAUGCUCUUAUCCUCUAUCGCAUCCUUCCUCUUCCCCAUCUUUGCUUCCUACAAAGCCCUUAAGACGUCGGAUCCUGCACAGCUGACGCCAUGGCUCAUGUACUGGGUCGUCUUUAGCUGUUGUCUGCUGGUGGAGUCGUGGGUUUACUUCAUCCUUGCGUGGGUGCCGUUCUAUGGCUACAUCCGCCUUCUCUUCUUCCUAUACCUGAUUCUGCCGCAAACCCAGGGCGCUAGGGUGCUAUACGAGCAAUACGUCCACCCCUUCCUCCGCGACAAUGAAUCGCAAAUCGACGAGUUCAUCGCGAGCGCCCAUGAGCGUCUCAAGGCGGCCGGUAUCGAUUACUUCCGAAAGGCAAUCGACUACUUGAGAGUCAAUGUCCUAGGCCUGCCACCGAGUGAGCCCGAGCCUCCCACUCCUCCUCCGAACACCUACCAGAGCUACACGCAGUCGCUCCUCGCUCGAUUUAGCAUUCCGACGGCGACCGGACCUGCCGCCCCGUCAAAUGUGGGCUCGGAUCUCUUCGGUCUGCUGGCCAGCGCCGUAGCCGCGGCGACCGGUGGCUCGGGGGCACGAAGCGACGCUGCUGGCGUAUCGUCAUCAUCAGUCGUCCCAUCUCACAUACAAGACUCGGGCGAGAGGAUGACCUUUAUCGCCUCCCAGCGGGACCGUCUCAACGUCCUCCUCACAGCUCUGGAUCGUGAAGCGGCGCAGAUUCAACGAAAUGGCGGACAGACGCAGUCCCGAUCUCGCUCCAGGCACAUGGAUAGCGACGAAGAGGUCACACAGAGGCCGCCCAGCGGGCUCAGCGGAUGGAGUGGACUGAGCAAGAGCCGCAGCGAGACCGACUUUGAGAAGAUCGAUGCCGAGAGCGGGGCUGAAGAUGAGGCCAACCUCCGGCGCCGUCAUGCUGGAGGUGGUGAUGGUGGUUCGUGGAUGCCUUGGGGUCGCAAUACGCAGCCAGGUACAGGUCACAGCUCUGGGCUAGAGGACUAGGAACAACAAGAACAUCGCAAAUGGCUGGCCCGCGAGUAUAGACUGAACGCGUAGACCACCUGUUACCGCCAUGUCGCGUGGAUGCUAUACAUGAAUUUGUAUGGAGACUUGGACACUCUUUGAGAUAUUGAAUCAUGAUAUAUCGAGGGGAGUAAAAAACGGCCCCCAUAGAUGCCUUUUUUGUGUACAUCCAACCCAUAGGUCUAAUCGAAACCUUGCUACAUGGCAUCAAACAAAAAACCCUGUUUCUCUAACACAAGUAUCAUACAAGUCCACUCCUCGCCCGUGUUGUCAUCAAUGUAGUUGUUUUCGGGGGUGUCUCUUUUAUUGCAAUUCGCACAUUUUGCACUCCCUAGGUGAUCGUCAAGUCCUCGUAAAAUUCUCCCUCGGCGACUUAAAGAAGCUCACCCCAUCCGGUGUUUGGUCCCUAUUUGCUGACCUUGUAGGGGUAUGACACAUCCACAUCGCCCUUCCUAUACCACUGCACUCGCU